Molecule: messenger RNA, 3913 nt
Organism: Astyanax mexicanus (Mexican tetra)
Lineage: Eukaryota; Metazoa; Chordata; Actinopteri; Characiformes; Acestrorhamphidae
Product: tyrosine-protein kinase SRK2
Exons: 8
Coding region: 298-1920 (540 amino acids)
Biological process (GO): innate immune response; cell surface receptor protein tyrosine kinase signaling pathway; protein phosphorylation
Cellular component (GO): extrinsic component of cytoplasmic side of plasma membrane
Molecular function (GO): non-membrane spanning protein tyrosine kinase activity; signaling receptor binding; ATP binding
Source: RefSeq, a predicted model, not a curated record
CGUGGUCUGAACGGGCAGGUGUCUCAGCAGGUAGCGACCAGGAAAGAGCAGCAAAGCUGUGUUUUUGGUUCAGUGACGGACUUUAACUCACUUUAAUGAGAGGACUCUACUCGUAUACUGGUUGAACUGGUCAGGGACUGGUCAGUGUGAGCUCCUUCAGCUUCAUGUAGUGUGUAGAACACAGACCAUGGUGUGUGCUGGACUCUACCGCUGUGCAGGUGUGUGAUUUGGAGGCUGAAGGAAGGUGUAGUUGUUGUAUUUAAGUAGUUGUAGUUUCGGUGGUGUAGUUUCUGCAGGAUGGGGACUGUGAGCGAGCGCAUCGUGAGCUGCUGUACCUCCACCUUCCCGUGUCUGCGGCAGAAACAGCCCGAGGAGCCGCCUGUGAAACAAACUCCUAAAAAAGAAGACAUUGUGGUCUUGCAGAACAAGCAUGCUUUCGAACAGAUGGUCUCAGAGCAGCCCCGGCCUGUGUCCCAGUCCAAACCUGUGCCCCAGUCCAAACCUGUGUCUCAGUCCAACCCUGUGUCUCAGUUCGUGGCUCUGUUUGAUUACUCGAAGCGCACAGCGGAGGACCUGAGCUUCCACACAGGAGAUAAACUCCAGCUGCUGCAGAAGUACGACACAGACUGGUGGUUCGUUAAAGCUCUGACCGGUGUCUCCGCCAACAAGGAGGGAUACGUUCCAGCCAACUACAUAGCCCCUGUGGAGAGUCUGGACGCAGAACCGUGGUACUUUGCUGAUACAAAGCGCUUGGAUGCGGAGAAGCUGCUGCAGGCAGAAGGAAAUAAACAUGGAGCGUUUCUCAUCAGACACUGUGAAAGUCAGGCUGGAGAACUGUCCCUGUCAGUGCUUGACGAUGGAAAGGUGAAACACUACAAGAUCAGGCGGGAGGAUAAUGGGCACUACUAUGUAUCAAGCAGCCGUAAUUUCCCCACACUGAAGGAGCUGGUGGAGCACUACAGCAAGCAGGAGGAUGGACUCUGCGUUCGGCUCAGACAGCCCUGCAAGAAGGCUGAAGCUCCACAGACACAUGGUCUGUCCUACAACACAGUGGACCAAUGGGAAAUCCCCCGCAGUUCCAUCCGGCUGUUGCGGAAACUCGGUGCUGGACAGUUUGGAGAGGUUUAUGAGGGUCUGUGGAAUAACACAACGUAUGUUGCUGUGAAAACUUUAAAACCAGACAAGAUGGACUCUGAGGACUUCCUGCGUGAAGCUCAGAUCAUGAAGAAGCUCCGACACCCCAAGCUGAUCCAACUGUAUGCAGUGUGUACUCUCGGAGAACCCAUCUACAUCAUCACUGAGUUAAUGAGCAAUGGCAGCCUACUGGAGUACUUACAAAAAGACAGAGGGGCUCGUUUGCGUGUUACUGAACAGAUAGAGAUGGCCGCCCAGGUGGCAGCAGGUAUGGCUUACCUGGAGCUGCAGAAUUACAUCCAUAGAGAUCUGGCAGCCCGGAAUGUUCUGGUUGGAGAGAACAACGUGUGCAAAGUGGCCGAUUUUGGUCUGGCCCGAGUGUUUAAUAAAGAGAAUAACGACGGUGAUAAUGUAGAUGAGGAAAACGUAUAUGAAGCAAGCGAAGGUACUAAGUUCCCGGUGAAGUGGACGGCUCCCGAGGCCAUUAGGGACAAUAAAUUCAACAUCAAAUCUGAUGUGUGGUCAUUCGGCAUCCUGCUGUACGAGAUCAUGACCUUCGGACAGAUGCCUUAUCCAACUCUCACUAAUGCUCAGGUUGUUGUGAAGCUGGGUACUGGCUAUCGGAUGUCGUGUCCACUACUGUGUCCAAAAAUGAUAUAUGAUAUAAUGGUUGAGUGCUGGAAGGAAACGCCCGCUGAGCGGCCCACCUUCGAAACUCUGCAGUGGAAACUAGAGGAAUACUUCGACCUGGAUGUUAGUUCAUAUGAUGACGCUAACCGAUAUUGAUCAAUGCAGCACAGCAACAGCACUCGCAGCAAAACCCCAAUACCAACAGCUUGCCCCAGGCAACGGCACCAAUGGCAACACUCCAUUGUCAUCAGCACCUAUGGCAACAGUGCCUGUGGCAACAGUUUUCCCAAGCAUCAGCACCUGUGGAGACAGCCGAUUGACUGAAACUCCAGUAACAGCAGUUCCAAGGAAAUAUCAAUUUGUGGCGAAUCCAAGGGGUCUUCAUAGAACUAUAUCAACUCAAGAAUCAAGUGAAUGCUUAAAUGACUCUUUAUAUCAGAAGAAUAUAUUUGUAAGAUGUUUUUUAUAAACCUGUUUUAAAGAAUUAUGGUUCCAUUAUUGCUACUGUUUUUCAGAGGUAUACACAACCCUUUUCGUUUAAAGUGUGCCAUGUUAAGUGACAUCAGAGAUUUUCAGGUGUCAGGAAACUCCAAGAUAUAAACAAAAUUAACUUUAUUGUAUUACUCUGAAGCCAAAGUGCCAUUACCACAGCAUUAUUACUCACAGAUACAAGAAAUCAUAAGGGAUGACUGCACACAUAUACGAGCAGUGAAACAGGUGAUCCACACAGAGAUUAUGAGCGGAAGUUAUAACAAGGGAGUGGUAAACUGCACUGAAGUGCAAAACUGAACUCUGAUCUCCAGCUCUUGUUUCACUGCUUCACAUUACUACAUUUCACAGAGCUGCUGUAGCCUUUAAAGUGACACUUCUGCCAAAUUUUUUCUCCACUCCGUUUUCUUCACCAACCCUAAAUCAGUUUGCCAACAUGUUUUGAAGUUUCUAUAGUAUUACAAUAGAACUACAAGGCUAAAGUAGCUAACUAGUAGUCAAAACCUAUACCCCACAAUAAGCAAUGGAGCUACCAGGCUUAUGUAGCUAACAUUGGUGGAUUAUAUCUUACCAAAUAGCCCUAUAACUACAAGGCUAAUGUAAUGCUCUGUUUCAGUCCAUGUUUAGUCAACAUCAACUUUACUGUUAGUCCUUCUCACCACAGGUGCUGAAUUUAACACUGAACACCUGCAAACAGACAUUAAAUACAACACAUACGUACAGGAAAUAAACUGAGCAAAAAACAUAACAUCUGUCAGCUAUACAAGGCUCUGUUAAACAGUCUGUACAACCAUUCAUCAGAGACGACACAGAGUACAGAGAAUGGGUUGUAGGGAAAUACUAUUAUACGCAUUUUAUAGAUAACAAUAAACCAUACUGUAAAGAGGUCUGUUAGAUUUAAAUGGGGGAUAUUUAGCUGUAUGUUCGUUUUACACAGAGGUAGGUUCAGAACAAGUAUCAUCCCUGUCGGGAAUUCUGGUGCCAUUCUUUACAUUUUUAUUCCUUGACUGUCAGAAUGGGUGACGCAUUGCUACUGACAUCAGCCAUCGGCAUGUCGUAUCCGUGUGUUUGUGCUGAGCCUGUUAAACAGGUUUUAAUGUAAGACGUGUCCCCAGACAGACACUGGAAUGUUCGCUCUCUUUAACUAAAGAUGUGAGACACGAAACGGAAACUGUGUGUGUGUGUGUGUGUGUGUGUGUGGUUCCUACAAAAUGUAUUUUUUUAAUUCUCACAUUUCUAAUUAGUGCUGUUUUAUUUUGCUGUUAAAUCUCAGCCUGUUGCUGGUUUGAGCGUACUACAGAAUAUCUGAUUGUCUGAAACCAAAGGUGAUGGUAGAGUGAGAUUGCUAAAUAUGCUUGUAUAUUGUAUUUAUAUCAAGUAGGACUAAUAAUAAAGCUAAAUAGAGUUAAUAAAUAAAUACCACACACAAUCCAGAUUAUAAAGUGCUGCAGGAGAAUUUAAUAGAGCAGAAAGAAUAAAUGUAGAGAUGUCUGUAGAAGGAAGUAUUUUUAUAAGCUCUGUGUGUGUGUGUGUGUGUGUGUGUGUGUGUGUGUGUGUGUGGAGCCAAGGUGGAAUUGAAAUGUACCCUAAUUGAUUUCAGUGAUAGAUGUCUUUUGUAAUUUAACUUUCAUUCUUGUGAAAAUAAACUGUUUUAAUAUCA